AUUGAUUAUUACUAGUGCGUUAAACCAUGAAUUACCCACAAAAAAGACAAUCAAUCAUAUCUUUUCGUCGCAAUUCAAGGGUGUGUGUGUGUCUAACUCCGCCUUAUAUUCUUAUCUCUGGUUACAAUAUAAAACCACUUCCCCGACCUCAAUAUUAAGAUUUCUUUUCGGGAGACUCACGGAAUUGUUCCGCAGUGUCUCGGUGAACAAUGCUUCGUCAAGAGCGCUGGUCCGCCUGUGCGCUAAUUUUCUUCUUUUUCGUCUCUUUCGCCUUCGCCACUGAUUGGAUUUGCCCUGCUGGCAACAGAUUUUGCUUCCAACGAAUUCCCAACAAGCGAUCGUGGAAUGAAAGCCGAACUGAUUGCGCUCGAAUAGGAGGUGAUCUUCCAGGAGCCGACCACUUGGAUGAACUCAAUAGUUUGUCGAUUCACGGCAGCAGCUCUAUUUGGACUAAUUUGUGCUUCAGCAAAGGACGUCUGCAGUGGCUGGGAAUCAGAAACUCCCAUGAAGAGAAAGAUCUGCAAUUUAUUGAUACAUUGUUACCUGAUCUACCUCUUGUGGCCGACGGCCAACUGUAUUGUUUCGAAACCGGUGGCAAUCCGUCGAAAACUUUCACAUUGAAACACAGUCAAGAUUCAGCAAAUGCCGUUUGCGUUUCGGACGUCAAAUAUCUUGUUCGUCAAACCUCAAUUCCGACGCCAAGGGGACAAAUCUUAUCGGUGUCGGCCGUGACGGAGGGCGCCGAUAUCGAUUGGGGACCCAUCGGACAAAAUAGGGACGGAUUCAUGAACAUUUUUCCGCCUAAAGUUACGUCGCUCAAGUUGAGAUGCGAUGUUAAAACAACUGGUGAUUUGGAUAAAUCAGCUAUUACCAUUAGGUGGAUGCGAAAUGGCGGUUACGUCACAGGCAACUUUACUCAGGAAUUGGUCAGCUUUGCUUCGGAAGAUGAUCUCAUUCCGUGGAUUGGGUUCAUCAGUUGCGAAGCAGUCUACGGAAAUGAAAGGGAAGUUGUUCGUGGUGGAGGAUUUCACCUAUCCAUGUGGAACACGGUGACGGCACGUCUGGUUUCCACCUGCCUUACCUGUCGAUUGAAAAGUAUACUAGAUUCGGCAAAAAUUAUAUUGACUCAGUAUGUUGAAGAGGAAAUCGCUCGGGGAUCUGGAAAUUCAAUUGAAUUCUUUACGGAACCACCUGUUAUCUCUUACCACACCAUUUCAUUCGUGAUUCACACAAGGAAUAAGAAAAUCGACAAAUUUGACUUCAAGAUGGUUCAGAAGCUCGGCCAACAUUUUCAACUUUCUCACUGGGCAAAGGAUCGUUCACUUUUCCUACCCAAAGGAAGCUCAGAUUUGGUUCUCGAGAUAAUCAGUCCGUGUAACAUGGCCUUACCCCAGGAUCGCGGCAACAUAACAUGGACUGCCUAUCUAGGACAGACGGUACCAUCCGGUAAUUUCAUUGGCGAGCCUAUUUGCCUCGAUAGCCGCGGAGCCAUCAUCACCAGAAGCUGCGGUCUACCCGUUUUACGUCCGAUCCGUUUCCAGGAAUGCUCCGCCAUGAAACCCAGGAAAGAAGAACCCAAAUGUUUCCAUGGAUUUGAGCAUGCUAACGAUGGACAAUGUUACCUCAAAACGGAAGCUUCGACAUUCGCUACUGCGUUCGCUAAAUGCUGGGCCGGUUGGCCUAUCCAGCCUGAAAUCUUGGAGCCAAAAAGUUUGUCUUAUUGGUUUCAAAAUUCACGCGAUGGGAUCUACAAAAUUCAGUCAACAGCUUCGGGAUUCGUUUGGCUUCCUUUUCGGCAUUUCAGUAAAGACACGCCUCUUAUGAAUCCCCCUUGGAGUUGGAUUGCAGUAAGCAACCGGUGGGUUCACCAGGACAGUGAACAGGACAUUCGAGCGGAAUAUAAUUCGGAUGGUGAAGAACUCUGCGCGGCUUACGAUCUGACACGUAACCGAAUGGUUACCAGGUCCUGUCAAGAUUAUUUGCCAAUGAUUUGUAGUCGACCUGCUUUACCACCAAACAUCAGCUCUAUAAUCAGCAGUCAACCUGAUCACACGGGCGAAUAUUUCUGCGAGCAAGGUUGGAUUACGCAUUUUCUCGUUAUGGACGCUGGAAUGUGUUAUAGACGUUUCACUCUAAAAGAGGCCGUCGACGCCGACGGAGCACAGCAAUUCUGCAUUAAACAAGGUGGCCAUCUUGCUGUUGCUCCGACCCAUAACAUGCGGAUAGCCCUGGAGCAAGUCUACGGAUUCUUUAACAACCAAAGCAUCGUCGACUCUUGGAUUGGACUGAGAAAUCGUGGUGAACAGCCAGUAACUUUCAACUGGGUGAACCAAACGGCCGGUGUUUCCACUAGUACAGCAUUGAACUGGCAGCCUUACCAAGAAUUCGGGAGCGGUUACGGUGUCAGUACGGGCCUAACUCGAGCAUGGUGGAAUUGGCCUCGUGAAACUAAAAUUUGGGGCGUACUCUGUCAGAAAACCGUGUCAGACUGGCAAGACGGAAUCGGUUUACAGCUGGAAAAGUUGUCCGUCAACGAAUACGCUCUCGUUUUUACCUACGACCAGAGAAAUUAUGGUCCUCCAGAAAAACAAUAUUCACACGAAUCAAAAACCUUUUGGCAAUCUGAUUUCGACGUUAUCUGCCACUUCAAUCAUUACGCAAUGCACUUUCGUUUCCCCCUCGAUCGUCAGUACUAUCGAGUUCUGGUUCCCAGAUCGAUGGGAUCUGGUCGGCUGAUUUGCGAAGGAUGGCUCAAUAGACCGACAUUUCGAUUUCAGUCGAAUACGGUCAUUCAUCGACCAACUUAUGAUUACGAUUCGGAACAAUAUCGGCCCUAUCCUUAACUCAUUUUGAUUAUAAAAUUGGCUUGUUCUAAUAAACUGAUUUCAGUUUGAAA
Daphnia pulex (common water flea) is the source of this 2896-nucleotide messenger RNA. RefSeq lists its product as uncharacterized. The coding region runs from base 210 to 2843 and encodes 877 amino acids. The transcript has 10 exons. The record is from RefSeq and is a predicted model, not a curated record. Gene Ontology annotation, molecular function: carbohydrate binding. Gene Ontology annotation, cellular component: external side of plasma membrane. NCBI's taxonomy places the organism in Eukaryota, Metazoa, Arthropoda, Branchiopoda, Diplostraca, Daphniidae. Gene Ontology annotation, biological process: biological process involved in interspecies interaction between organisms.